AUGGCGGCACCCCGGACGCCCCAGAGCGGCCCGGCCCGGCCCGCGGGCCCCCGCACGCUCCUCCUGGUCUCGCAGCUGCCCGUGCCGCUGCCGGGAGCCAAUGGCCCGCCUAGCCCUCGCUGCCGCCGCCGCGCCCCCCGUCAGCGCUCCAUCACUGCGCGCACCCUACAAGGAACCACAAGUCUGAGCGUGAAGCAGGCACCCCCAUCACUGUGUGUGGAGCAGGGCAGUCAGGUGACCCUGACCUGCCAGGUGGCCCGUGCCCAGGCCUGGGAGCGGCUCCGAGUCUCCUGGAUCAAGGAUGGCCAAACCUUGUGUCACUCGGUGGUCACCAACGGCAGUCUCAGAAUGGAGACCUGUGAGCCGGGACGGCUCUCCUGGUGGCCCCCGGGGAACCUGGCCCUGGGACUGGACCCAGUGAGCACUAACGACAGUGGGCAGUACGUGUGCCGGGUCGCUGUGGAGAUUCCGGAGCUGGUGGAGGACGAGGGCGAAGGCGUGCGGCUGUUGGUGGAGGCAGAUUGCCCUAGAGGGACCCCUUUCGGAAACGUCCCAGCACACCUCUACGUUCUGCCAGUGGUGGGGUUCCUGAUCGUGGCCGCUGUCGCGCUGGCUGUUGGGGUCUGGGGCUACCGUCGCUACCGCCUCAAAGACUCAGAGAAUCCUUUCUAUAGCAACGUCCUAUACCGACACCGGGGGACCCCAAAGGAGACAGGAGGGGACGAAAAGGGGCUGAACCCUAAACACGGCAGCCUGUAUUCGGCCACGCGAUACCACCAGUCACAGCCACGUGUGUCCCCCAAGCCUGGCUCCGGCUGGAAGUCCAGCCACCUCAUCUCUACCAUCCAGGCUUGUGCCAGCCCAGGUGCCUUCAAGAAGCCACAGCCAGAAGGAUCUCCCAGAGUAGGAAGGGGGGGCUUGACCCCCAGGAACCAGAAGAGACCCCGCCAGGGGCUCCAUCUAUGUGACAAUCUGACCUAUGAGGAGCCUACUACUGCCCCCAGACCACUCAAUAAAGUCUGUUGAAAAU
Molecule: messenger RNA, 1030 nt
Organism: Echinops telfairi (small Madagascar hedgehog)
Lineage: Eukaryota; Metazoa; Chordata; Mammalia; Afrosoricida; Tenrecidae
Gene: TMIGD2
Product: transmembrane and immunoglobulin domain containing 2
Exons: 5
Coding region: 1-1026 (341 amino acids)
Biological process (GO): B cell differentiation; B cell receptor signaling pathway
Cellular component (GO): external side of plasma membrane; B cell receptor complex
Source: RefSeq, a predicted model, not a curated record